AUGGCCGCCCCUAUCUCAACCCAGGAGCGGCAGCUCUGCGAGUUUCUCCGGGACCUAAACACCCAGCAUGGGAACCGCUACAGCGAGGCCGCCGAGCAGCAGCUGCUUGGCAGCCUCUUCUGGUGCAUGGCCAACGGCCGCGAGGAGUACAUGAACCUCUUCUUCCCCACCGCCGGCGGGCCCGUGCGAGGCGGUACUCUGAAGCUGCGUGAGGCCCAGGGGGCCGUCAACGGCGCCGAGUACACCGAAGCCGCCCGCGGCCACGCCUGCGGCCACAUCUUCCGCCCGGGUGAGGCCACCUACUCGUGCAAAACGUGCGGCACCGACGACACGUGCUGUCUCUGCAGCCGCUGCUUCGAGUCCACCGACCACCGAGGCCACAUGGUCCGCAUCAGUGUUUCGCCUGGCAAUAGUGGUUGCUGCGACUGCGGGGACCCGGAGGCCUGGAAGACGCCCAUGUUUUGCACCAUUCACUCCGCCUGGACCGAGACCACCGAUCCCCACGGAGAGCACGCCGGUCACGCCGGCCACGCCGGCCACACACAUGCCGGCGGCAGCGCCGGCAAGGACAAGGGCAAGGCGCCCGCCGGGACGCCGCCCGAGCUCGAGGCGAGCAUCCGCAUGACCAUUGGCCGCGCCCUGGACUUUAUGUGCGACGUCGUGUCGUGCUCGCCGGAGCAGCUGCGCCAGACCAAGACGCUCGUGUCCAUCCAGCAGGACGAGCGCAUGUCGCGUCUGUCGGGCGCCUACGGCCCCGGCGACGGCGCGGACGACACCCAGCCCAACGAGUUUGCCGUGCUGCUGUGGAAUGACGAGAAGCACACCGUCACGGAUGUCAUGCACCAAGUCGCCCGCGCCUGCCACACCACGCUGCCGGAGGGCCUCAAACGCGCCUACGAAACAGACGAGAUUGGCCGCAGCCUGCUCAUGCACUCCGAGAGCAUCGAGGAGCUGCUGAACGCCGCCCGCAUCCUCGAGGACAUCAAGGUCACCGUCACCAUCCGGUCGUCGCGCGACACCUUCCGCGAGCAAAUGUGCGGCUCCAUUAUCGAAUGGCUGGGCGACAUUUCCGGCUGCAGUGUCGGCAACGACCACGACAUCCUGCGCCGCGUCGUCUGCGAGGAGCUCCUGCGGCCGUGGCGCAAGGGAAGCCCGGCCACCCACGCCAUUGUCGGCGCCAACGGCAUCGACGACGAAGAGCUGCUGACACAGGACCCCGAGUCCAACCCCGUGCUCGCCCACGAGAUCGAACUGCUCCGCAUGCGCCGCGCCGCUCAACAGGCUGUCCUCGAUGCCCUACAAGGCCGCGAUGGCCGCGGCGGCGGCGGUGGCGGCGACGACGACGACGACGACGAUUUUGACGACGAUAUGGACGGCUUCAUUGACGCCCUCGACGAGGACGACGACGAGGAGGAAGAGGACGACGACUACGACAACGGCGACCUGGUCAGCGACACCAUCAACAACGAAGCCCACCGGGCGGCGGUCGGUGCCGCUAUCAUGGGCAUCGUGACGGGCGAAAUCACCGUCGACGACGAGAACGACGACGACAUGAUGAUGAUUGAUGUGCAGCCCAACGAGCCGCCGGCGGCGACGGCGACGGCGACGGCGACGGCGACAGGCGCAGAGACGGGGCGCGACGAGGGCGCGCAGACCGAGCGCGUGGCCAACGAGGCCGGCGAAGGCCCAUCGGCCGCCGCAAACGACGAUGCUGCUCCUGUUAGAGGAACUGAGGAGGACAGCGACAUGAUCAUGGAAGGCAGCGCCUGGCAGCCGGCCGAAGACCAGCUGGACGAAGGCGAGGCUGCCAUGUCUGGCACGGCACACCCGCGUGCAUCAGUACCACCACCACCACCUCCUCCUCCCCCUCCCCCACCGCCAGCACACCCCUCACAUUCUCGGACAACAUCGUCACGAUCACGUCGGGGGUCCGCGCCGCACAAUGCCGACGCACCAGGCUCGGCAUCAUCAAGAAGCGGCGCAGCAGCAGGCGCAGCAGCAGCCUCGCGCCGCAGCCACCGUGACCGCGAUGUGACACCCUCCGACUCGGACACGGCCGAGCCGCUGAUUGCCCCGACUGCGUACUCCAAGUCCGGCCUCGACAUCCCAAAAACACCCGGCAACAUCCUGUCCGACCGGGCCGAGCCCCCGAACCCCGGCCGCUACUGGCUCGGCGUCCCGCCCGACUACAUGGAGGUCGAAGGCGUGCCCCCGGCGGAGGACCUGUUCCAGCGCGUGCGCCUCGACUGGCUGAUCUUGUUUGACCUGCGCAUGUGGAAGAAGGUCCGCAACGACCUGCGGUCGCUCUACAUCUCCACCGUCGUCACGAUCCCCGAGUUCAAGCGCGUCCUCGGCCUGCGCUUUGCCGGCCUCUACACCACCCUGGCCCAGCUGUAUCUGAUCGGCGACCGCGAGCCCGACCACUCCAUCAUCAACAUUUCGCUGCAGAUGCUGACGACGCCCUCCAUCACGACCGAGAUUGUCGAGCGCGGCAACUUCCUGACCAGCCUCAUGGCCAUUUUGUACACCUUCUUGACGACGCGGCAGGUCGGCCACCCCUGGGACGUGUCGUCGAGCGCCGUCCUCGCGUUUGACUCGGGCUCGGUCACCAACCGGCGGAUGUAUCACUUCUUCGUCGACCUCAAGUACCUCUUCAGCUCGCCCCAUGUCCAGAAGUGCCUGCGCACCGAGGACCGGUAUAUGAUGCAGUUCCUCGACCUCGUCAAGCUGCACCAGGGCAUCUGCCCCAACACGCGCGCCAUCGGCGAGCACGUUGAGUACGAGACCGGCACGUGGAUCAGUGCCUCGCUCAUCACGCGCGAAAUCAACCGCCUGUGCCGCCAGUUCUCCGACGCCUACCGCAACCUGGAGGGCCCCGACAUCGGCCACCUGGCCCGCGCCAUCCGCUACACGGCCAAGACGGUCAUUCUCAACUCCAUCGGCGCCGAGCGCCAGCGCUUCAGCCAGGCCGAGAACCGCGACGAGGUCCAGUUCCGCGUCCUGUCCGACUUUGAGUUUGACCGCCCCGCGGCCUUUUACGACGUCGUGCGCUUUGUCGUCGAGGAGCAGCCCAUCAGCUUCCACCACGCGCUGCACUACACCCUCUCCUGGCUCAUCGAGUGCGGCAAGUCGCUGUCGCUCGAGAGCCUGCGCCGCUACCUCAGCUUCACCACCCACGAGCUCAAGGUCCAGCCGCGCUCCAUGGGGCGCAAGAUGAUGCCGCGCCGCGCCAGCCUGGGCCCCGAGGACUACCUGAUGGCCGCCUUCGACUACCCGUUGCGCGUCUGCGCCUGGCUCGCCCAGAUGAAGGCCGGCAUGUGGGUGCGCAACGGCAUCAGCCUGCGCCACCAGGCCGGCACCUACCGCGGCGUCAGCCAGCGGGACGUCGCCCACCACCGCGACAUCUUCUUGCUGCAGACGGCCCUCGUCGUGUGCAACCCGAGCCGCGUGCUCGUGUCCAUCAUCGACCGCUUCGGCAUGGAGCGCUGGGUCAAGGGCAUCUUUGAGCAAAAGGCCGAGGCCCAGGACGACGCGCAGCACCUCGACGUCGUCGAGGACAUGAUCCACCUGCUCAUCGUGCUGGUGAGCGACCGCACGUCCCUCGUCGACGCGCACGACGACGCCGCCACGCAGCUGCUGGCCCUGCGCCGCGACAUCGUCCACGUCCUGUGUUUCAAGCCGCUGUCCUACACGGAUAUUUGCAACAAGCUGCCCGACCGCUUCCAGGAGCAGGAGAACUUCCAGGACGUGCUCGAGCAGAUGGCCACCUUCAAGUCGCCCGACGGCAACACGGACGUCGGCACCUUUGAGCUCGACGCGCAGUACAUUGAGGAGGUCGACCCCUACAGCGCGCACUACAACAAGAACCAGCGCGAGGAGUCCGAGACGGCCUACCGCAAGUGGAUGGCCAAGAAGAUGGGGCAGCCGGCCGAGUCCAUCGUCUACGAGCCCAAGCUGCAGGCCAUCACGACGGGCGCCUUUGCCGGCCUGGCCGACUUUACGCGCACCGGCGUCUUUGCGCAGCUCAUCUACUACUCGCUGCUCUACCCGCUCGUGGCCCAGAAGCUGACGCCCACCGUUCCCCUAACGCGCAUCGAGACGUUCUUGCAGGUCGUCCUGCACCUGGUGCUCAUUGCCAUUGCCGAGGACAAGACGUCUGGAGCCGGCGGCGCCGCCCAGGCCGGCCAGGGCGGCCAGGGCGACCCCGGCAGCGGCGAGGACGGCGCGUCCUUUAUCCGCUACGCCCUGAACCAGCAGGCCCGCAGCAACUUUUUGCCCGAGUCGCCCGAGGCCAAGACGAUCGUGGCGCUGCUCGACAAGAUGUCGACCAAGGACGAGUUCAAGGCGUGCCACCCCAAGAUCACGCUCAUCCUGAAGCGCAUGCGCCAGAAGCGCCCGGCCGACUUUGCGUCGGCGUACGCGCGCCUCGGCGUCUCCGUCGACCGCAUCAGCACCGCCUCGCCGGCGUACAAUAGCAGCGACGCCGACGAGGAGCGCGAGCGCAAGAAGCGCGCGGCCAUGGACCGCCAGGCACGCGUCAUGGCCCAGUUCCAGGAGCAGCAAAAGAGCUUCCUGGCCAACCAGGGCGACAUUGACUGGGGCAUCGUGGACGACGGCGACGAAGACGAGGACGAGGAGAUGAACGCGUCCGCUGCCACCGCGCCCGAGGCGCAGAAGAAGCUCUGGAAGUACCCGAGCGGCACAUGCAUCCUGUGCCAAGAGGAUACGGAUGACCGGCGUCUGUACGGAUCGUUUGCCUUUUUCACCGAGAGCCUCAUCCUGCGCCAAACGGACCUGCAGGACCCGGACUUUGUGCGCGAGGCCGCGUCGACACCCAAGAAUCUCGACCGGUCCGCCGAGAGCAUCCGGCCGUUUGGCGUGGCGCACGAGAACCGGCAGACGGUCGUCAAGGUGGGCGCGGACGGCGCGCCGUUUGAGUCGGAGCGGCAGGUGAUUGGAAAGGGCUUUCCGUCCAAGAACUGCCAGCCGGGCGUCCUGUCGGUCGGCUGCGGCCACAUCAUGCACCACCACUGCUUCGAGGCGUACUUUGAGGCGACCCUCCGUCGGCACAACCAGCAAAUCGCACGGCACCACCCCGAAGACACGGACCGCCUCGAGUUUGUCUGCCCGCUGUGCAAGGCGCUCGGCAAUGCGUUCCUGCCCAUUGUCUGGAAGGGCAAGGAAGAGUCGUACCCGGGCGCCCUCGUCGCCGCCACGCCCUUUGCGCCGUUCCUCGACCGCCAGAUGGCCGGCCCGGCGCACUACGUGCUGAGCGCCGCGCGGCCGCCCGACACGGUGCUGACCACCCAGCGGCAGUACAUUGGCGCGUCCAUGCUCACGAGCGUCUCCGACAAGGCGUCGCAGCUCGUCUACGAAGCCUGGGAGCGCCUCCCCCCAAGCCCGCACUACCCCCCGGGACCGGGCACGUCGCUGGGCUGGCCGCCGCUCCCAGCUGCGAUGGCCGGGGCCGCCGCCGCCGCCGCUGCUGCUGCUGCUGCUGCUGCUGGCGUGGCCGGGGUGGGCGGAGGUGCUGGUGGUGCGGGCGGUGCGGGCGGUGCGGGCGGUGCGCCAGGCGCCGCGUCCACGAGCAGUGGCGCGCGCGGCCAGGCGCAGCCCGAGCCCGCGAAUGUGGUGCGCGACCUUGUCUCGGCGUACCGGCGUCUCAAACGGACGCUGCGCACCAACGACCUGCCGAUGCUGCCGUUGCUGCCGAUGGCCGACAACGGACGCGGUCGUAACGAGAUCUACGGCAGCGACACGCUCGCACAGGCGGUGGGCUACUCGAUUUCGGCGGCGGAGAUCCAGCAGCGCGGGACGGACGCCGAGUACGGCAUGACGCUGCUGUCCAAGAUACCCGAGCAGUCGCUGACGCACCUGCGCAUCCUCUGCGAGACGGUGACGUCGUACAUUGCGAUUGGCGCGCAGCGGCACGGCGGCGACAACCGCAUCGAUCGCGAGUACCGGCGCGACGCCGAGCGGCAGCACGUGCAGCUGUUUGUGGCCAUGUACUUUGACCAGGAAACCGAAACGACGGCGGCGCCGACGCACCAGUACGGCCCGCUGCUGGGGCGCGACCCGUUUAUUUUCCUCUGCGAGAGCGCGUUCGGCAUGGUGCCGGCGCUCGACUUGGAGCUGGCCCACGUGCUGCGUCUGUGCUACCUGGCGGAGCUGGUCAAGGUGGUGUACCACAUGGGGCGCAACAUUCCGGUGUCGGCGUGGAUCAGCGAGCUCAUGAACCGCACGAGCGCUGUCGGCGGCGGCGGCGGCGGUGGCAACAGCGACCCGGCCCGCGAGACGUUUGCGCAGUUCUGCAUCAGCAUCGCGCACAUGGACCUGGGCGCGCGCACGACGCACCGGCGGCCGAGCGCGGUGCUGGACGCCUCGCUGCUGGCGACGGACGCGCUGGGGGCGAACCGCGGGUUCGACCAGGAGGGCGUCAACACGCUGGAGGGCUACUACCAGUUUGUCCGGCGGUAUGCGCUCGUGUUUCUGCGCAAGUCGGUGGUGCUCCUGUACGCGCACGCGGGCGUCGACUUCAACACGCACGUGUCGCCGGCGCCCGAGCUGUCGGAGCUCGAGCGGCUCAGCGAGGCGCUGAAGCUGCCGUCGUUUGACGACAUGUGCGCGGCGCUGGUGACCGACCGCGCAGCGGCGGCCGGGUGGCCGGCCUCGACGCCGCAGCUUGUGAAUGGCUGGGUGCACCACUACUACACACACACAUGGGGCAAGAAGACGGCCCGUGCGGCGGCCAACACGUCGGUGCACACGACGGACGCGGACAUUGCCAGCGCGACGGCCAACAUUACGGCCGGUGACGCUGGCAGCGGCAGCGGCAGCGGCAGUGGCAGCGGCAGCGAACUGGCGGGCCAUGCCAGCUGGACGGCGACACCGACCGUGUCGACGGACAUGCCGACGACGUGGACAGGACCGGAUACGGAGGUGGGGUCCUCGGCGGCGCCCUCGUCGACACCGUCGACACCGUCGACGCCGUCGUCGGCGCUCCUCAGCCACCCGGGCAUCUACGAGCUGGUGGGCCUGCCGCACAACUUUGAGCAGCUGCUGGACGAGUGCACGCGGGCGCGGUGCCCGACGACGGGCAAGGACGUGUCGGACCCGAUGAUCUGCCUGCUGUGCGGCGAGGUGUUUUGCGGGCAGGCUAUCUGCUGCCUCCGCGAAGAGCGGAUCGGGCGGACGCAUGCGCGGCGGCGGAUCGGGGGCGCGCAGCAGCACAUGCGGCGGUGCCAGCGCAACAUGGGCCUGUUUCUCAACAUCCGCAAGUGCUGCAUCUACUACCUGCACCGCAUGUCUGGUUCGUACGGGUACGCGCCGUACAUUGACAAGUACGGCGAGGUGGACCUGGGCUUCCGCCACGGACGGCCGCUGCAGCUGAACCAGCGGCGCUACGAUGCGAUGCUGCGGGCCGUGUGGCUGAGCCACGGCGUGCCGAGCUUCAUCAGCCGGAAGCUGGAGAUGGACAUUAACAAUGGCGGAUGGGAGACGAUAUGA
Molecule: messenger RNA, 7506 nt
Organism: Sporothrix schenckii 1099-18
Lineage: Eukaryota; Fungi; Ascomycota; Sordariomycetes; Ophiostomatales; Ophiostomataceae
Product: E3 ubiquitin-protein ligase UBR1
Exons: 1
Coding region: 1-7506 (2501 amino acids)
Biological process (GO): ubiquitin-dependent protein catabolic process via the N-end rule pathway; protein ubiquitination
Cellular component (GO): ubiquitin ligase complex; cytoplasm
Molecular function (GO): zinc ion binding; ubiquitin protein ligase activity
Source: RefSeq, a predicted model, not a curated record